GGAAACUGAGCGUGUGAGAGAGAGAGUGAGUGAGAGAGAGAGAGAGAGAGAGAGAGAGAGAGAGCCAUAAUGACUGUUACUACUCGCAGUGUAAAUCAGUUGCACGGCGCGCGCGUUCACAGCUCCGGUACCGGAGAGGGUGAAGGUGGAAUGUAAGCCGGUCAUCCUCACUCCCACUGACCCUCCGGCACCGUGACGCCUGCUGUCGUCUUUUUGGUUUGAAAUAUGACUAUAAAGUAGAGUUUCUUCCUGGAAUGUUUUUGGGGCACUUUUUCCCCCUCUCUCGGCGGGGGGAUAUGGAGCUGGUGGGUCGGCGCUUCUUGUGCGUAAGCGGCGGAGAGGAGCGCGAGCUGGGCGGCGUGGCGCGCUGGGGCUGGAAAGGCGGACUGAUCCGCGCUGUGAGCGGCAGCGUGCACACGGACAGCGCCGGGGUCUCAGUGUGUGUGGAGUGGGACGGCGAGCCGUCAGCGGAGUGUAAAUGGAGAAGUCUCAGAGAGGAGUGGGAGGUGUUUGUGCUGGAGCACGAGCUGGUAUGGGCCAAGAGGAACAGCACCUCACAGGAGAACAGCUCUCUACAGCUUGCACUGGUUUUCCAGCCCCUAAUUGGUCAAUCGUGUGUGGGUGGAGUGACAGUGGUGGAGUUCCUGUCAGACAGAGAGUUGGAGUUCUACACAGAAAGAGAAGCACUUCGUCCGUAUGAGGGGGAAGUGGACGGCGGGAACUUGCUGCUGAGAGACCUUUCAAGCCAUGAGCAGCUCCAGGCUUGGCUCAGACAUCGUCAGCUCCAGCACAUUCUUCAGCUAGGACACAGCAGUGUUAAGGGCCUCAGGGUGAAGGUGUUCCAACCCGACUCCAAACCUCAGUGGCUUCAUGGCAUUGUCAGCCAUCAUGAGCACAACAGCAGAACCAUGACUGUCAUGAGCGACCAGAUAGCAGAGCCUAUGAGUGUGGACCCUGUGCUUGUACAUGUGCUGGUUCUGGACGACAUUAGCCAGUUGUUAUUAGUGGAAGAAAAUUCUGCAACAAAUUGUAAACCUCACACUAACAAGAUCAGCAGGAUCAGCCUGAAUGCAGGAAACAGGUCAAGAAACACUACAGAAACAGACAAGGUGUGUAGCUCGGGGCCAGUGCAGAGGAAACAGCGAGAGCUGUGCAGCGAAAACUCCAACUGCAGCCCGACAGAGGACAUCACAAACGGGAUGAGGGAGGAGUGCAGAGCUGAUGAAGCUAGAGCAGAUUCCUCAAAGAGUAGGAUCAGCCUUGGUCAGAGGAAGAGGAGGAAACCAGGGACAAGGAAGAGCAGGAUGAAAAGGACAGUAGGAGUGUUGGGUUCAAAAGGCAGAAAGGUAACAGUGACUCUGAUCAGUCAGAGUGCAGUGAUUCGGAGGGCAACAUCUUGGACUCCAAAAGUCUACAGAGAAAAUCUUCAAAGAAGCCAGCCGAGUGCUUGACAGUCCAAUGCUGCAGCACAUAUAGGACAUGACCUGAAGGCUCACUUGUCCCCCAAAAUCAUAGAACUUUCUUCCAGCCAGUUAGCAGAGAAUGAAUGUCAGACAGUAGGGAAAGUAAUGCCCUUGCAGGGUCAUUUAACCAACACACCCUGCAACAGAGUGUAUCAAACAGUCAAUUCACUACAGUGCACCAUGAGAUUGGGGUGUGAUAAAGAAGAGAAUGAACGUGGAGAGAGAGUGACCGAGAUGGAGGGUCGGAGUGAAGGUGCAUCACAAGAGGACUGUGAAGCUGUCUCUGCUCUACUGGCAUCUCAAGAGAAUGAGCAACUGGUUUCCUUAGAGCCUGCAUGCGUGUUAUUACACACAUCAGCAUCCGAAUGUGGAGGGGUUGAGUGUGAACAGGAGAUUAUACCUGGUGACUCAGAGGGCAAGACAAUUGAAUCAACAUGCACAGAUGCCAUUACACCGAAUGGCAAUUCAUUAGAAGCAGUAAAAGAAGAGCCCAAAGUAGUGUUGACUCACUCUCCCAACAUGCUUUGCAACAAAAAGGUUGAUGCCGUUAAAGUACAUAAGUCAGUCCAGUCUCCUAGAGCUACUAGUCCUAGACAUGAUGCUGCUCUUUUUUCAGAAAUCUCCCACAAGGCCACUGUAAGCUCAAGUCCAUGUGCCUCUCUUGAGGAGACUUCCAAGCUACCAAAUAUUACAGAGGUUACCAGACUAAAGUGCAGUGCCUCUCCUCAAGCUGCCAAGAUCGAAGAGAGCAGUUUACUAUCAAAAGUCAGUACUGAUGACGUUCAUAUUGGCUUUAACAACACACAUUGUUCCAAAGUGACCCCUUCUUCGACACUUAAUCAAUUGAAUGCCUCGUCUCCCAGCAAAACAGACACACAAGCUCAAUCAAGGACCUCUCCUCAGAAUAUUGCCCAUACUUCUAAUCACACACUUACUCCAGACAAAUCAACUAGGAACCCACUGAUCAUUGACAGAAAUGAGCCUUUCACUGUCUAUCGAGAUCCAGCACUUGUGAGGAGAGAACUGGAGAGUCUCUCUCCCUAUGUCCAACUUCCACACACCCCACCCAAUCUCCAUUCAAAACACCAUCUGAGCCCAUCUCCUUCUUCCAGCUCCCCCAGCCUUACCCCACCACUUCACACCAAGAUCAUGAGUCCCGCUGCACAUCUCUCACCUCUUCCCCUUCCCUCCCAGUCUCCUUUAUGCUCUACUCACCCCUCUAUCCCCCACCCUCACCUACUUCCAGCUCUCUUGCCCGGUUUGCCCCCAUCCUCAGCACUCCUGGCUGGACAUGCUCGGCUGGGGCCUCUGGGACUUCCCCAUCACCCACUGGCUCUACAAGCAGCCCCAUCUCUUCUAGGCCAGGGCCCUGGAACUGCUUCCCUGGCACCAAUGGGCCUGUAUCCAGUACUCUGGCCACCUUUUCCUAAUGGGGUGCAUGGCUAUGGUCUGGGAAUACCAGGGCCCAAGUGGACUCCUCCAGAGACCUCAAGCAUCUCUGAGGCUACACGGAGGAGGACUACACCAAACCCUUGGGUCCCUCAGACCUCUCCUGUAACCAGUGUAGAAAAUCAGGUUUUGCGACCCCUACUGCCUGUACGUCCUUCAAGCACUGAACCCCAGAGACCAUCCAGGAUUACCCAGCCCAGCACCCCUAUCUCUAAAAGUACAGAGGAAUCAGAGUUCAGUGCGUUCACAGAGGAACAAAGCUCCAUCAAGAUGCAGCUGAAGGCCGAACAGGAGCGUAUAAGGGCAGUAGUGGGAAAGAAUGGACACGUAUCCCAUUCCACAGUCACAGAGUCACCUUCUGCUUGCGCCAAACAGCCCCAGUUGUUGUUUGACCUCACAGGUGACCACACCAGCUGUUACCAGGAAGAGAGUCGCCGCAUUCUGCAGGAGAGCAUUGAAGUAGCACCAUUCACAGCCAAACUCAGCUCAGAUAAAGAACCCUAUCCUAAAAGCCCCACUCCUUCACUAAAUUUUAAAGAGAGAGAGAAAGAACGACAGCAUGAGAGAGAGAUGCACAUUUUCAGACAUAGCGUGCCUCCUAGGUUGCAAUCAGCCCAGCCUUCACCGACACUUACCCAGAGUAGCUACUACACUCCAGCAGCUGGCAGUGUGGAGAACAAGGCUUCUACUCGUAGAGCUCCACCCAGCAAAGAGCUGUAUGAGAGACUGAGUUCCCCAAACACUGCUGCCUCUGUCCUCUCUUUAUCUAAUACACAGAGUACUGUCAAAGCUAGACCUCCACCCCUUGUCAAGCAUAACCCUGAGAAAGAUGAGGGUCUACUGUGCAAGAUUACAGAGCAGUUGAUUUCAAAAGCUGUUUCAGUGGACUUACUGGAAGUCAGUACUAUGGAGAGAAAAGUCUCCUCUGCUUCUCUUACUCCAGUUUCUUCUUCUUCUUCUUCUUCUUCUUCUUCUUCUUCGUCUUCUCGUGUUGUCCCCUCGCUGCACAGGGCUCCCAUUUUCCAUCCCCCAGCCUUACCCAUUGUGACGUCUAAAGAGGCAGGGCAGGGUAGGUUGUCCCCACCGACCUUGACACCCGUCCAGCCAAUGGGCUUAUCUGGGAAAGGUCAGAAUCAACACAGACCUCCAACAUUAAUACCAGAGCUUAGACACGGAGCAAUUGCUGGAAAGAGAGCCGCUCCUGAGCCAAUAUCCUUCGCAAAAAAGGGUUAUGAUUUGCAUAGGGGUGGAGUUUUGCACAAUCGAGAACGAGCGCUAGGAGGUCAUGCAGUCAAUGGAGGCUUGGCGAAUACACAGGCAGCUACGGCGUCUGUCAUUGUUCGUUCUUCUGGCUACAUGCACAUGCCUGUGAACCACACCAUCACCGAAAGGUCACUUUCUCAAGUUCAGUGUGAACAUGUGCGAGCGUUUGAAAAAUUGCCCAACACACACUUGAAGGAUAGCAACGGUCAAUGUAAGAGGGGCAUCCUGUGGACCCCUGUGGACACAGUACACCCUGUUAACAUGGUCACUUUAAAGCAUGACAUUAACACACCUUUGAACAUGACUAAAAAUAUGAGUUCUCAUUAUUCAAAUCAUAGUGUGAAAUAUUCUGUAAAUAUAGAUACACCACACUUUAGAAUAGACUCCAAGGAAUGUGAAAAAGAGAUGGAGGAAAUUAAUAAGGUAGUUCAGCCAAAGGUGAAUCUCUCCUGUUGCCUCUCUAGAGACAUCCCUCAUGUAAAGAAACGCAGAGCUGGACUAGCUGCUUUAGAAUCGAAACAAAUGCAUGCUGUUCAGCCUCUGACCACUAUGGACACUUUGAAUGCUACCAAGAGUAGAUACAUUUGCACUACAAACAGUACACAUACCAAAUGCACUGCACACAAUCUGGACCACGAUAAAGAGUCGAUAUUCAAUCCCAGCCCAGCCAAAUAUCCCAGGUUGGCACCUGAGGUCACUGGAUUUGUAGCCAACAAACCGGAUUCAGUGGCAAAAGUUCAGCCACUUACUUCUUUAGCCCAUACUAACCAACCUGCCCAGUCUGGUCAAAUCAAUUACCACAAACUGAAAAAAGCUUGGCUUACCCGGCACUCUGAGCAGGACAGAGGUAGUAUCACUUCAGAGACAGCAGGGGGCAGUACCACACUAACCACAACAACCACUGUCUCUCUGCCAAUCAAACAGGAGGUGAAUGGACUGGAGGAUAAAUGGUCCACACAGGAGGGCAAAGAACAUUUUCUGGAUAAUAGGAAAUGUAAAACUUUAGACAGGAAAUGCCUCAUUGAAGACAGGAACACCAAUGGAAGCAAUGUUAAGUCCAACAUGGAGGAUAAAAAAACACCUCUCACCUUGGAAAAUAAAGUUACUUUUGAAGACGUAAAGCCCACCAUAGAGAGAAAUGGCAACUUGCAGGGCAAGAAGCCUCAUUUUCAGAAUAAGAAACUAUGCAUUAAUAUAAGGAAGCCAAGCCCAAUUGACAUAAAGAUAGAGAAGGAUAAUCAUGGGGAGAAGAGGAUCUUUCAGUCCAGCUUUCAAAGUGAGAUUGGAGGGGACUCAGGCACCGAAAGUGAGUGUCAUAAAUUUAACCCAGGGAGCAUACAGCGCCCCAAACCGGUAUUCAGAAAGAAGCCAAAUGACAAUGAAGAUGAAGAGGGUGAAGACGAUGAGGCAAAGCUUAAUGGCACAAUCCAGAGUACCAAAGAGAAAUCUCAGCACAGGCUGCCUAGCAACGGCAUUGGUCGUUCAGUGUUAAAGGACUGGAGGAAGGUAAGAAAGCUAAAGCAGAGUGGCGAGGCAUUCUUGCAGGAUGACUCGUGUGCAGAGAUUGGCGCAAAUGUCCAGAAAUGCCGGGAGUGUCGCUUGGACCGUUCACGCAAGGCCCAGGAACCUGUCCUUUCACCUGUGUUCUGUCGCUUCUACUACUUUCGCAGAUUGUCAUACAGCAAGAAUGGAGUUGUGCGCGUAGACGGCUUUUCUGUAGUUGAGGACACUGAUGAAGAAGCAGUGCGUGUGUGGGUGGCGGGCUUUGAGGUCCAAGAGGAAGACAAGCAAUGGGAGAUGGAGCUGGACACAGCCAAAUAUAUUCUCACACUCAUAGGAGACAAGUUUUGCCAGCUUGUCAAGACAGAAAACAUCGCUGUCACAUGGGUCAAGAAAGACACCCAGGUGAUGUGGAAGCGAGCGGUGAGAGGUGUGAGAGAGAUGUGUGAUGCGUGUGAGGCUACUCUGUUUAAUAUGCAUUGGGCCUGUCACAAAUGCGGCUUUGUGGUUUGCAUGGACUGCUACAAAGCCCGGGAGAGGAAGUGUGCCAAAGAUAAAGAGCUAUAUGCAUGGGUCAGGUGUGUAAAAAAUCAACCCCAUGACCUGAAGAACCUUAUGCCUACUCAAAUAGUCCCAGAGAGAGUUUUAGCAGAUUUACAGAGUGCCAUGCACUCUAUAAGAAGCGAAUACGGAAUACCCUCUCAGUGCUUGUGCUUUGGUAGCACUGCUUUCCUCUCCAGAUCCACCAUUACCAAUGGCCUUAUCCAGGUUUCUGAGAAAAUGCAGUGCGACUUGAAAAGCCAGCAGCAGAAGAACAUACAGAACACUGUUCACAAGAUCCCCACAGAGAGAAUCGGAAAAUUGGACCGCGAUGAUAUGGAGACUUUGGGCAGGAAGUCAGGUAGCCCAGAGCAGGGCUCCACUUUGCGUGAGCUCCUGACAUCCACAGCUGGAAAACUGCGUCUGGGAUCCACUGGGCCUGGAAUUGCCUUUGCACCAGUUUAUAACAACACCGAUCAGACUGCUCAGAAAGCUUGCAUGCCCAGCCUCCUGGAUGACAUUAUCGCCUCAGUAGUGGAAAACAAAAUUCCUGCAUCAAAGAUGGCCAAACUUGGGUUGAACCAGGAUUUGCUGACAGAUAAAGAGAAAGAGUCGGUGCGGGAAAAAUUGAAGCCUGUUCGAAUCCCAUUGGCUGACCCACAUACCAACGUUCCACAUGAUUGGAUAGGCAGCUACCGGUUGCUUUGGCUUAAAGAUCACCAUCACCUAGGCAACCAAAGACUGUUCAAAGAGAACUGGACACAAGAGCAGCCAGUGCUGGUCUCUGGUUUGCACAAGAGUCUGAAUGCUAGUCUGUGGAAGCCAGAGCACUUCAGCAGAGAAUUCUCAGCACUCCACAGUGAUUUCUACAACUGCCGUGAUGGCAGCAUCAUUAACACCUGUGUCAAGGAAUUCUGGGAUGGAUUCGAGGAUGUGUCAAAGAGAACUAAAUCUGCUAAAGGUGACCCUGCUGUAUACAGACUGAAAGACUGGCCAUCAGGGGAAGAGUUCCUGGCGCUCAUGCCAUCCAGGUAUGAAGAUGUUAUGAAGGCAUUGCCAGUUCCUGAAUACACCAGUCCAGAUGGUACCCUCAACCUGGCCUCUCGCCUUCCAUCGUUCUUCAUUCGGCCAGAUCUAGGUCCUCGCCUCUGCUGUGCACAUGGUGUGACAGUAUGCCCAGAGCAGGACUUUGGAACCAGCAAUCUGCAUGUCGAAAUUUCUGACACUAUGAGUAUUCUGGUCUACGUGGGUGUAGCCAAGGGCAAUGGAGCGCUCUCCAAGUCAGGAGUUUUGAAGCUCUUGGAGAAAGAGGACCUGGAUGAGGGUGCAAAGAAGAGGCUGAGAGAUCCCAAUGAAAUUCCAGGUGCACUGUGGCACAUCUACCUGAGCAAAGAUCUUCAUAAGAUCCAGGAAUUUCUCCAAACGGUAGCAGCAGAGCGUGCUGAGGCAGACACUGAGGCAGGCUCUGAGGCAGAAUGGGAGAGUGAGGCAGACCCCCUUCGUGAGGGGAGCUGGUACCUAAGCCCGAAGCUGCGGCAGAGGCUGCUGGAAGAACACAGUGUGGAGAGUCGCACGCUGCUGCAGUUCUACGGAGACACUGUGAUUAUCCCUGCCGGAGCUCUGCACCAGGUGAUGAAUUUGCACAGCUGCAUUCAGGUGAAUGUGGACUUUGUGUCCCCUGAGCAUGCCCACAACUCAUAUUACCUGACCCAGGAGCUCCGCCCUCUCAAAGACCAAGUUAAUUAUGAGGACAAAUUGCAGGUAAAGAACAUCUUCUACCACUCGGUGAAGGAUGCCGUGGCCGCUUUGAGCCGGCAUUUAAAAGAGCAGAGCACAGAGGAGGUGAAGGAGGAAGAAUGCUGACGGAAUUCAUGCUCACUCGUGUGAGCGCGGCGCCAGGUGCAGACCAUCUCCAGAUCCCUCCUGCUAUUAGAACCGAUUCUGAAUGCAUACUCUUCACACCAAUGACCAUGAACACUAUUUUGCUUCAGUGCAAGGACCCAUCACAUUUCCUCCAUGAUGUCACCAUAUUCUGUUUGAUUAUUGUUGCUAUAUCUUCUCCAGAGCUCAGCCCCACCCCAAGAUCUUCCUGCUUGGCCAGGAAGUGAGGUGAGAUGCUGAGGUUUGUCUGAACAGUGGAACAGAGGAAGUGGAAUUCUCUCUGUCCUGUGCAGGCAGCUGCAGAGUUGCUGAGUAGGAAGAGAGGUGAACUGCUAAGCACAGCACUUUUUAGCUCUAAUGCUGUACAUGCUAUAGGCUGUGAAUAUCCAAUGCAAAAGAACAACCACCAAUGGCAUUUUUCUCCAGAAGAUGAGGCUCUGAGGCGUAUUCUUAAUCAGUAGUUAUUGUGCUGCUAACUGUUAGCUACACUUGUCUGCCGAGGUUCAGACAGUCGGGAGAGCAGCUAGGCCAACACAACCAUAGCAGCAUUCCUUUGCGUCAGCCAACGCCAAGCUGUUAGCUUUUAUUGUUUAUGUUUCAAGGUGAUAUUAAAUUAUUAACAGUUUGGCUGGUAUUCACUGUGCAGAAGGAGAAUAUAAAGGAAUUUGCAGUAUAUGAUGUGUUUGUUUAAAAAAUUAAAAAAAAAAAUUCAUGUGGACUUUUCAGCUGAAAUAUAUGUAAAUAGCAGAAUAUACAUAUAUAAUAUAUUAAUUAUGAUUUUUCUAUAACAUGGUGUGCUUUAUUUGCUGUAUGUGUUGUUUGCUACUGUAUGUACAUUGAAGCUAAAGAGAUGUUUUACAUUUUCCAUUAAAAAUGGAAUCGAACAAGAA
Silurus meridionalis is the source of this 8986-nucleotide messenger RNA. RefSeq names its product jumonji domain containing 1Ca (gene jmjd1ca). Gene Ontology annotation, cellular component: histone deacetylase complex; chromatin. Gene Ontology annotation, biological process: regulation of transcription by RNA polymerase II. Gene Ontology annotation, molecular function: chromatin DNA binding; histone H3K9 demethylase activity; transcription coregulator activity. The record is from RefSeq and is a predicted model, not a curated record. Lineage: Eukaryota; Metazoa; Chordata; Actinopteri; Siluriformes; Siluridae.